Molecule: messenger RNA, 1320 nt
Organism: Branchiostoma belcheri (Belcher's lancelet)
Lineage: Eukaryota; Metazoa; Chordata; Leptocardii; Amphioxiformes; Branchiostomatidae
Product: slit homolog 2 protein-like
Exons: 3
Coding region: 1-882 (293 amino acids)
Cellular component (GO): plasma membrane
Molecular function (GO): protein binding
Source: RefSeq, a predicted model, not a curated record
AUGGCGCACGACCUGGACUAUCCGUGUAAUCUGACCCGCCCGCCGGUAGACCUUCCCGUUGGUCUCCAGGCCUUGGAUCUGGUCGGGAACCACAUCAAAGAGAUCCCGCCUAAAGCCUUCCGGAACCUGACGGAACUGCAGGACUUAGCCUUCUGGCAGCAGCCAUCUCUCACCACCAUAGAUGACGACGCUUUUUACGGACUCAGUAAGAUGCAGUAUAUGGACGCCUCCUCAACGGGGAUAAACAAGAUCACCAACGGGACAUUUAACGGUCUGAGUGGCAUGGGGGAGCUCGUCCUGGGGGAAUGUAAGAUCCCGAAUAUCCCGGUGGGAGCGUUCCAUCAGAUGACGAGUCUGACGACGCUGUGGUUGGAUGGGAACCUUCUUACCACGCUGGACCCUGUGGUUCUCGAUAGAAGAUUCCUGUCUCACCUGUCGGAAGUCUACCUGUGGGGGAACCCGUGGACAUGUGACUGUCACCUCCGCUGGCUGAAGGAACACAUCGACAACAACAACACCGCUCCGACCGUUGACUCUCCCCACAUCAUGGUGUGUAACGCGCCGCCCAAGCUCAAGGGGCGGGCCUUUGACACGCUCACCCCGAAGGACUUCGUGUGCGAGGACGGGGACUUCGACCCGAGUACGGCAAAGUCCAGCCGACCCGGCAGGGUGGAGGUAGUUAGAGACGAGAGAAUGCACAUGCCGUUCACAGGGGCGGGGAAAAGUCUCCGAGUCCCCACAGUUUGGAGAGAUGAGAACAUGUCGAUCUGUACACCCGCCGUGGUUGAUGAUUAUUCUAUCCUGUGCAUGGCCGGGGUUGUGCUGUUGUUUCUGUGGGUGGGAUUCUCCAUGGGGAGGUUUGUGGGCAAGGGGCAAAGAUAAUUUGCUGAAGGUCCGGAUAAAAUGCGGCUCUGAAUAUUUCGUAACCAACGUUGUAGUAUAUUCUCCAGCUACACGUACUUUGAACAGCUAUAGUAAUUGCUAUGUGCCUAUUGGUAAUCAAACAAUUUUUGCUGUGAACACGUGCACGAUACACAAAACAUAUUAUGACACAGGAAUACAUAUUUUCAAUAUACUGUUUGGCUAUCAUCAUUGGGACCACAAAUUAUGUCCAAACUCUACCUGGAUUCUACAAAAUUAUCAUUAGAUUAUCAUCAUAGUCCCGAUUGUUGACACAUAUAUUUGCAAUGUAUCUGCAUGCUAUCCGUUUCUAACUAGCUGGCAUCAAUGGAUGAUAUUGCAUUCAAGUAACUUUGAACAGUUCAAAUAGAAAUAAAAAAAGUUCCAGUCAUGACAAAGCAAGUGAUCACUUUUGUUUCC